AUGGACAACACUACACCAUCAGGGUUUCGUCAUGCGCCUGUUAGCAAGUUCCUUGUCGAGGUCAUUGGCGGUUGCUCCAUUGCUGCAGCAUUACUCAACGUCCGUACAGUGAAUCUACCUCCUGUUUGGCGAGCAGUGGUAUCCUCUUGUACGUUUGGCUCUGUGGGACAUACUGUGAUUGGUACUUGGCUGCUGUAUCGCAUGCGUAUCAUUGAACGGCAUUCUGGAAGCCCCAAAUACGCUGCGUUUGUCUUUAUAUCACUUGUUACAUCAGCGUUGCUACAAGCAGGUGCUCACAGGUUCCUGAACUUCAAAAUGAGUGGUCCGUAUGCCAUUCUCUUUGCAAUGCUAUGUCAAUUCCAUCAUAUCAUUCCUGCAUCGUCACGAUUCCCAUUGUUCGGCACUACAGUAUCCGAUAAGAUAUACGUCUACCUGGCCGCUGCUCAAAUGAUGCUAGCAAACACUUCUGUCAUCGCACCAUGCAUUUGUGGAUUAACAAGCGGCUUGCUUUAUGCAUCCAAUGUCGGUAAUAUCAAGACAUGGCGUUUUCCUUUUUGGAGAAAAUCACGUCCUGCUCCAUCAUCAAAUACCUCUUCCUCCUCAAGUACCGCUGCUGAUGCUUCUAUUGGGUUAUCAUCAUCGUCUCAUAUGCCUCAACCAACGGGUGACUUAAGACAAAGAUCCGCUGAGCAGGAGGUUCAAGUAUCUGAGGAGAAUAUCAAUGCAAUGUCAUCCAUGUUCCCUAAUGUAUCAAGAGAUGCGGUUGCAAGUGCACUGAUUUCAGCAAAGAACGACAUGAACCGAGCAGCAGACAUCUUACUGAAUAUGGGUGAUUAG
This is a messenger RNA of Lichtheimia ornata, 837 nucleotides long. RefSeq lists its product as uncharacterized. The coding region runs from base 1 to 837 and encodes 278 amino acids. The transcript has 7 exons. The record is from RefSeq and is a predicted model, not a curated record. Gene Ontology annotation, molecular function: serine-type endopeptidase activity; ubiquitin binding. NCBI's taxonomy places the organism in Eukaryota, Fungi, Mucoromycota, Mucoromycetes, Mucorales, Lichtheimiaceae.